Messenger RNA from Hyla sarda, 1308 nucleotides. RefSeq names its product serine/threonine kinase 19 (gene WHR1). Bases 410 to 1186 code for a protein of 258 amino acids. The transcript is spliced from 7 exons. NCBI's taxonomy places the organism in Eukaryota, Metazoa, Chordata, Amphibia, Anura, Hylidae. Gene Ontology annotation, biological process: positive regulation of Ras protein signal transduction; protein phosphorylation. The record is from RefSeq and is a predicted model, not a curated record. Gene Ontology annotation, molecular function: protein serine/threonine kinase activity.
UCCGCUGGUGACAGAAAAGAGGAGGGGUAAGGGGUGGAGCUACCUAAAAACCACAAGGGGAAGCUCUGCCCCUCUGUCACCUGACCUGCUCUCCUGACCAAUAGCUCCCGGCUAAGGGAAACAAGGGAGGGUUAUGCCUAGCUGUAACCCCUAACUGCCCGAACUGCUCCCCAUGCCCACAGUCAGCGCCACCUAAGCCUAUACAGCUCGGUGCCACACAUACCCGCAGCGCGCCCCUCAUUAGGAGGAUCUAAUAGGUUUUGGUCUCCGACAAAAUGGCGUCAGGAUAACGCAGGUUCUGAUCUAUAGAGACGUUCAGACUCCGGCUGGUGUAUGUGCGGCAGUGGGUAGGAGACGUGUAGAGUGGAGGAAGCCGGCACCUCCCCCCCCCCCUUACCCUGCCCCCUUCAUGGACCGCAAACGCAAGCGGAUCUGUGACCCCUUCGGAAUAAAGAAACCAAGGGAAGAAAAUCUGAAAUCUGAUGUGAACGUGUACCCGUCACCAUACCCAGAUUUCACAGAGGAACCUCAGGAGGCUUUAUCCUACCUCUGGGAUCUCUUCCCACGCAAACUGUUCAAUGACUCUCUUCCCCCUAUGAUCCUGAGACAUCAGCUGUACAGCCUCAUCCAAGAUCGCACCACCGUAGAUAGGUUACUGAGCAGUUUACAGCAGAAGGGGGAUGUGUGCCUUGUCCAGCCCGGCUUUGAUCCUGACACUUUCCUUGUGGUGAAGAAUGAAGAUUUUCUUGGGUCUGUGAUCAGAAGCAUAGAUGGAAGUUCUGGAGCCAACGUUGUCCGCCGAUUCCUGGACUCCAGCCUGUUCAAUCCCUCUAAAAUCAGCUACAACCGGGAAGAGAUGAUGGAGAAACAUCGGUUCAGUGAUGCAGAGAUCACGCAGCUGGUCCGGGCCGGGCUGCUCACUGUCAGGGAUGCCGGGAGCUGGUGGCUGUCUAUUCCCGGAGCUGGGAAGUUCAGCAAACAUUUUAUAAAAGGACGAAAAACUCUUCUGUCACAGAUCAGCCGCUCCCGAUAUAAAGAAGUCCUCCUCAUAGACCUGUCCACACGGAAACCUCCCUCCGCCAUUAAAUUAGGGAUGGAGUAUCACAUCCAUGACAUCAUCGGGGCCGGGCUAGUAGACUGUGUCCCCACACCCUCCGGGAUCCUCCUCCGUCUCUCGGACUCGUAGAGUAUACUCUCGCCAUCCCCGCGCCUUCACAUUCUUGCACAAUGAGCCUCAUCAUACGCCAUCGCCAGAACAAAUUGUACAAUGAAUUUAUGAGGAUUAUAAUAAAUUCAUCCUUUUUAUUU